CCCUAAGGUUUUCAGGUUCGAAGCUUAUCAGGAGCUGUCUGAUCCGUCGACAAGAAAUAUUUGCUCCGGUUUUAAAUUGGUUUUGUCCGUGGACGGUGGAUUUCUCAGAAUUAAUUAUUAAAGAAAUGAAGAGAUGAUCGUCUUCCUAAACAAAACACACUCAACCAAUAUUCCAAACUGACAAACGUGCCCCAGUUGCUACUCUCCCUCUCUCUCUCUCUCUCUCUGCAACUCUUUCGUACCAAACUCCAUUUCUCAAUUCCCAGAUCAAACCUUCAACUCUUCAACCUCUUCUACCCCAAUCCCACUUCAAUUCCAAAUCCCACUCCACCCAUCUGCCAAUUUACACACAAUUCAACGAUAGAGAGGGAGAGAGAGAGAGAGAGAGGGAGAGGGAGGGAGAGAGAGAAAAUAUACAAGCAUAGGCAUAUCUAUACAGAGGCACAAGGGUAUGAAGAGAUUAAAGAGCUACUACUCCCACCUCCGAAACCCUCUAACGGUCAAACAAAAGUGGAUCUUUCCACUAGCCCUCGGCUCCAUUUUCUCUCUCUUCCUCCUCUUCCUCACAACCCUAACCUCCCCUGCCGGCACCCCACUCGUCCCCCUCUUCCGCCCCUCCUCCUCUGCCGCCUCCACCUUCGUUGAAUCAAAGCUCCGCCCGAUCCCCAUCUCCCCCCUCCCCCUCCUCCCCCGCUUCGCCUACCUCGUCUCCGGCUCGGCCGGGGACGGUGACAUGCUUAAAAGAACCCUUCUGGCACUCUACCACCCGAAUAAUAGGUACAUUGUCCACCUGGACGCUGAGUCAUCGCCCGAGGAGCGGCUUGAUCUGUUGGAUUUCGUUAGGGGGAACUCUGUGAUGGGGAGGUUUGGGAAUGUGAUGGUGAUGAAGAAGGCGAACCUGGUGACGUACCGGGGGCCGACCAUGGUGGCGAACACGCUGCACGCGGCCGCGAUUCUGUUGAGGGAAGGUGGAGAGUGGGAUUGGUUUAUUAAUCUGAGUGCUGCGGAUUACCCUCUUGUUACUCAAGAUGAUCUGCUUCACGCUUUCUGGUACUUGCCGCGGGAUCUUAACUUCAUUGACCAUACAAGUGAUAUCGGGUGGAAAGCGUUUCAGCGAGCAAAACCUGUAAUUGUUGAUCCAGGGUUGUAUAUGUCGAAGAAAUCUGAUGUUUUCUGGAUUACUCAGCGAAGGAGUGUCCCAACAGCCUUCAAGCUAUUUACAGGUUCUGCUUGGGUGGCACUUUCUCGACCUUUCAUUGACUUUUGCAUAUGGGGAUGGGACAACUUACCCCGGACAGUCCUCAUGUACUAUGCAAAUUUCAUCUCCUCACCAGAAGGCUAUUUCCAUACCGUCAUCUGUAAUGCUCAAGAGUUUCAGAACACCACUGUAAACAACGAUCUCCAUUUCAUAUCAUGGGACAACCCUCCCAAGCAGCACCCCCACUACCUCUCUCUUGCUGACAUGUCAAGAAUGGUCAAUAGUAACGCCCCAUUUGCGAGAAAGUUCCACCACGAUGAUCCGGUGCUUGACAAGAUUGAUUCUGAGCUUCUGUCUCGUGGUCGAGGAAUGGUGGUCCCCGGUGGAUGGUGUGUGGGGAAUGGGGAAAAUGGGACUGAUCCUUGCUCUGUUGUGGGUGAUAUCACAGUUCUCAGGCCUGGUGAUGGUGCAAAAAGGUUGGAAAAUCUGAUCAAAUCUCUUUUAUCAGGUGGUCAAUUUCGACAAAGGCAGUGCAAAUAGGAAAUCUUGUUUUGAUAAGAGGCCCGUAUCACAUAGGAAAGAUGGCCCCAUAGGGUAUAAAUAGUACAUGUAGAAAAAUGAGUGCUAAGAGGUUUAAUGAUGCAACUUGUAGGCUCGAGGCACUUUGGGGACUCAGCGGGCACUUUGGGGACUCAGCGGGAAGUAAUGAGUUAGAAACUGGGACCUUUUCCUGUUGGAGUUACUUGGGAAGUGAAUCGUUUUCCAUGAGAGAAGCAUGGGAAUUUUAGGAUACUAAAGACUGCUGGAAAUCUAUAGGAGGAUUACCGGUUGUUGAUUCUUGGUCGGUAGUUUCGUUUGGCCAUGAACUAUGACUAAAAUGAUCUGAAAGGUGGAUGGUAUACCGUCACAUGUAUGUUGUCUCUAGUGUACACUCAGAACAAUUGUUUUUGGGCUGGCCAUUUAUUUACAGUGAAUCAAUGAUAAUAUUCUUCUACUGCCUUUA
This is a messenger RNA of Rhododendron vialii, 2201 nucleotides long. RefSeq names its product beta-glucuronosyltransferase GlcAT14A. Gene Ontology annotation, molecular function: glucuronosyltransferase activity. The transcript has 4 exons. The record is from RefSeq and is a predicted model, not a curated record. The coding region runs from base 452 to 1738 and encodes 428 amino acids. Gene Ontology annotation, cellular component: membrane. NCBI's taxonomy places the organism in Eukaryota, Viridiplantae, Streptophyta, Magnoliopsida, Ericales, Ericaceae.